UCUAUAUUUAGCUCACAUUCCAGGAACUGGUCACUGGUGUUUGGCCAGUGUUUGCAAGUUAGGCUACUGCCAGGCCACAUACGAAGCGAUUAAUUCAGUCCGCCAACUUGUCAAGAUAAUGACUCGAAUGUUUGGUCAUCUUUUUCUGUAUGUUUGUUGAAGAAAAACAGAUAACAUGAGUACCAUUGAAGUUAAGCUUCUCCGUGGGGAUAUUACGGGCGUCAAGGCUGAUGUCUGUGUCAGCACUGUUUUUGGGACAAAGAACAUGACGAGAGGACCUCUGUCUGCCCACAUUCUGAAGUCCUGUGGUCAACACAUUCAAGAUGCUCUUUGGAAGGUAAAUGAUGGCCAAGACCUGGAGCAUGGCCAGGUGGUGAUGGUAGAUGAACAGGCGAAACACUUCAAGAUGUUUUUGUUCACCUGUUUGUACUCAUGGCGAGAAGGAAAUGAUGAGGCGUUUCUUCAGAUCUGCCUCAACGAGGACACCAUGGAAAGGGAGGAAGAUGUGCUUGUUUCAGUUGGUGACGAAGGUGUAUAUGCAGAUUCGUCAUCACAGGAUAAUAUACCCCCUGGACGUUCACCUCCUGGAAAUGCACCUUCAGGGCAAAGCUCUCCACAGGGAAAGACCCCUGGGACAAAGAUGUCAUCGUUUGUCAACACAGUGAUGGCAAAUGGCCUGCUAAUGCUUAACCUCUUUGGAGGCAGGUCCAAUCAGCUUCAGUAUUCGAAAAGUAAGGGAAACUUACAUUUUAAGAUAAGGCCGGCAGUAAACAAGAAGAGGAUUGGAGUGGGUGCUGAAAUAUACAUUGAUGUGUCAUUCUUUACUGAUUUCAUCCCGAAGGCUUUGGAAAGAUUUUUAGAAUUGUUUCGUAAAAAAGUAUGAGUUGUGAUAUAUUGCACACAGUGUUUUUAAGCUGGCUAGAUUUAAUCAGUAAUGACUGACAUUCUCAAUAUAGUUGGACCCCCUUAUAAUUGUCUGUUUUAACAGGGUUUCGGCUCUAUAGCAGGCUUAUAAUAAAUCACAGAGUCCAUUCUCUCAUAAUAUAGAGUAAAAGAUUUUUUUUUGUAACAGGGAUUCGGACAGACAUGCUUGGAUACCAGAUAUAACAGUUGUCCAAGCUUUGACAAAAUCCUAAAAUAAAUUAUGGAUGGACAAGAAAGCAGAAAAAAUGCAAAUGAAGCAAAACAACUUAUUUAACAACAGCCGCCAUUGAUGGAGCAUUAUACUUGCGUGACCCGAAGUUGAUUGUGUACACAUUAAUUUAUGAAGUGUCAUACUCAUACCAUGCGUGCAGGGGAAGGGAUGGGGGGUAUGGAUGCGCCUACGUGUUGGUGCAAGUCCAGUCCGUGUAAAUUGGUAGGGGUUGCAAUCUUCUUUUCAUCAAAGAUGAGGAAGAAGAGGUUGUUAACUCCUACAAAUGUCUUGGAGCAGCCAUCGACAGAAGACUAGACUGGCAUCCCCACCCUGCUCUUGUGCAUAAAAAAUUAAAUGUGAGGCAUCGUAAUGAAAUCAGGCACUCGUCAAAAUAAUGAAA
Aplysia californica (California sea hare) is the source of this 1535-nucleotide messenger RNA. Its product is annotated as O-acetyl-ADP-ribose deacetylase. The record is from RefSeq and is a predicted model, not a curated record. Gene Ontology annotation, cellular component: cytoplasm; nucleus. Gene Ontology annotation, molecular function: transcription corepressor activity. Gene Ontology annotation, biological process: negative regulation of gene expression. NCBI's taxonomy places the organism in Eukaryota, Metazoa, Mollusca, Gastropoda, Aplysiida, Aplysiidae.